CGACCAUAUUAAGGAUAUACUCGUACUCGCGGGACCGUCGUUCCUCGAGCUCAGUUUCAACUUGAUUUUAAUAGAACAACGCCAUCAUGACACUCUUGAAUAGUGCAACACUCACAGGAUUAUCUCAUCCUUCACUUCCAACCGAGAUCCGAUGGAUAAACCAGAUCUACUGACUUGUGGCUGAACUUGGAUAUCUCCUGGCUGGUUGCCUUUAUAAACCAUGGACUGCAACUCCUGGAUUACCACAAUUGCCUCCAACUACAUCCAACUCUACAUACCUCCCAAGAACUCACAACUACACCCAAGCAACCAAAUGGUCACCGACGUCACUUCUUUCAUCCAACAAUCCACCUCUGCAUCUAUGCCUGAAGUGCUAGAAACCCCUGCUGCACCCGAGUUCAUCUCCCCGCCCAUGAAUGGUAGCCUUUCCAUCCCGGAGCUUUUCGACUGGCACAAGGAGAACAACCCCAACCAUCCCCUCUUCGCCUAUUCAGAAAACUACGAGGACGAUGUCUAUCGAGUGUCCUACUCCCAAUUCUAUGAUGCAUACCACCGAGCAGGAGCCAUCGCAGCUGGUCUCUUUGGCCUCGACGUCUCGAACGCCCACGAAAAACGCCCCGUUGUGGCUAUUUUCUCUACAGCUGAUACGAUAACGACAUUCACAAACAUCAUCGGUCUAAGCCGCCUCGGUGCCAUCCCUUUCCCACUCUCCCCUAGAUUCUCUCCUCGCGUUCUCGCACACCUUCUCAAAAGCGCCAAAGUUUCGCAUAUCUACGUGAACGGCAACCCCCACCUCCGUUCUGUCGCCGAAGAAGCGGUCGUGUUGACGUCUGGGGAUGAAGGCGAAAAACUCAAACUUGAUGUUAAGAUUCAUGAUCUCCCCGAAUUCAACGUUCUCUACGGGAAUUCCACAUGGUUCCCUCGACUUCCAAAGAGGACUGUCGAUCAUUCUUCGCAUGCUAUUUAUAUUCACUCGUCAAGUUCCACCUCUGAUUUCCCGAAAGUCAUCCCCUGGACAGUCCGCCAGCAAGUCGAACAUUCGAUUAUCCCAACGCCUCUGAACGAUCAGCGUCAACAUAACCUUACUGGUGCUGUUAUCAGCUGUCAUGCCGUUGAGCUGUUCCAUACGAUCGGGCUUUUGUUCUUGUACUGGACGCCGGUGGUUGGACUAGUUUGGGGAACCUUCAAGCCAUCCUCGCCUGCUGUGGUUCCUACGGCUGAACUGUGUUUCCAAGGACUGAAAGCUACAAAGUCGGAGUGGGCUUUGACUCAUACGAAGUUUAUUGAGGCUUGGGCGCAAGAUGAAGAGAAGAUUGUGCAUUUGAUGGGGCUUAAGGGUGUGUUCUCGGGAGGGAAGGUGUUGAAGCAAUCGGCUGGAGAUACGUUGUGUGCGCGUGGGGUUAAGCUUGGGAAUGUUUAUGGAUCGACUGAAGGUGGACUUAUCAGUGCACUCCCAUCGGAACACUUGGGAGCGGAGUGGGAUUAUUUCCAGAGAAACCCGCAAUGUAAAUUGGACUUUAUUGAUCUUGGUGACGGAACUUUCCACUGUGUUGUUAUCCCAUCGGAAGGGCAAUCAUGUCCUAUCACUAAUACUAUGUUUGGAGGGAAAGAAGCGUAUGCUACUGGAGAUCUGUUGAUUCCUCAUCCUACGAGGAGGGAUUACUAUAAAGUUCUUGGUCGUGUCGAUGAUCAAAUCAUGUUAUCCAGUGGUGAAGUGAUUCACCCAGUCCGACCCGAAAACAUCAUCUGUUCCAACCCACAUGUACGAACAGCCCAAUUGUUCGGAUACGCACGACCCCAUUUGGGAGUUUUAGUCGAGUUGGAAGAGGCACCGACGGUGAUGAACGAUAGUACGAUCGAAGCUGCACGGGAUCUUAUUUGGCCUAGCGUUCAGUUGAUGAAUUCGCGAUCGCCGGCGUUUUCUCAGAUUUCUCGUCAGAUGAUCGUGGUGAUCUCAGCGAACAAACCGAUGAUAUAUACACCCAAGGGCGGACCUAAGCGCGCACAUAAUCUUCGACUGUAUCGGGAUGAGAUUGAUAGAUCGUAUGAGGGAUGUGGGGAUGCGUAUUUGAAGGCUCAUUCUGCGCAUAUUGUGAUUGUUUCGAAGACUGUUACUGCUCAGGGAUAG
Molecule: messenger RNA, 2128 nt
Organism: Marasmius oreades (fairy-ring Marasmius)
Lineage: Eukaryota; Fungi; Basidiomycota; Agaricomycetes; Agaricales; Marasmiaceae
Exons: 13
Coding region: 221-2128 (635 amino acids)
Biological process (GO): fatty acid metabolic process
Molecular function (GO): medium-chain fatty acid-CoA ligase activity
Source: RefSeq, a predicted model, not a curated record